UCGUUUGCACGCACGUUCGUCAUGCUAGAGGAGGACCACUUUGUUUAAAAGCCCCGAGCUUGUGCCCAACACAAGCACACCUUGUACUCAAGUAGUGUGUUCUUAGCAGCUCAUACUUCACUUCUUUGCAUCAAUUGCAGUGAUGAGCAACGACAGGAACCUGGAGGUGAAGCGCGAGGUGCCCGGUGAGUAUGGCGCACCCAUACUCGGCGCCGUGCUGGAUCGGCUGGACCGUUUCUACGGCAAGAAUUUCUUCGAGAAGCGGAGGGACGAGUACGGGAGCACCGUCUUCCGCGUCAACAUGCCCCCCGGGCCACCAUUCUUCCCCGAUUCCAAAGUCAUUGCGCUGCUGGAUCAGAAGAGCUUCCCUGUCCUGUUCGAUCUCACCAAGGUGAGCAAGAAGGAUGUGUUCACCGGCACCUACGUCCCGAGCACCGGAUUCACGGGCGGCUACCGCGUGCUGCCCUAUCUCGGACAGGAGGAGCCCAAGCAUGCGCAGCUCAAGUCGUAUUGCAUGGACAUCCUCAGCAGCAACCACGACCGUUGGAUCCCGGAGCUCCGCGCGGCAGCGGCCGCCGGAUACGCCGAGUGGGACGCCGAGCGCAACAAGCCGAAGAAGUCCGGGGGGCUGCUGGGGGGGAUUGUCUCGGGGCUGUUCCCGGAUGAUCCCCUGGAGCUCAACCCUGUGCUGGGGAAGAUCGCGCUCCGAUUCCUGACCAAGACGGUGCUGGACAAGGAUGCAACCGAGGGGAAUGCGCUCACCGAGACCGGGAUCAAGCUGUGGACCGCGCCGCAGAUCGCCCCGGUGCUCAACGCGGGCCUGCCCGCCGUGAUCCAGGAGCCGCUGCUCCACACCGCGCCCAUACCCUUCAUCAUUGUGGCGCCCGAGUACCAGAAGAUCGUGCGCUUCUUUAAGGCCAACGGGGAGCGCGCGGUGUCGCUCGCGGUACCGCACGGUAUCGACCCCGACGAGGCCCUGCACAAUCUCAUCUUCUUCAUCUGUUUCAACACCUUCGGGGGGCUGACCAUUCUGUGGCCCGCGCUGUUCAAGCAUGUGAGCGACUUUAACGAGUUUGACCUGCAGGCGGAGCUGCGGGAGGAGGUGCGGCGUGCCGUGGGCGGCGGCGGCCUGGACGCCGCGGCGCUGGGCGGUAUGCCGCUGCUGCAGUCCACGGUGUACGAGGUGCUGCGGAUCGAGCCCCCGGUACAGUCGCAGUACGGCAGGGCCAAGGUGGACUUUGUCCUUGAGACGCACGUCGAGGCGUUCAAGAUCAAGGCCGGGGAGAUGCUGUACGGGUACCAGCCGCUGGUGACGCGCGACCCGGUGGUGUUUGAGGAGCCCGAGAAGUUCAAGCCUCGAAGGUUCAUGGGGGAGGAGGGGCAGCGCCUGCUGGAGCAUGUUUUCUGGUCGAAUGGCCCCGAGACGGGCUCGCCCAGCGUGGACAAUAAGCAGUGCCCCGGGAAAAACUUUGUGGUGUUGGUUACCAGGAUCUUGUUUGCGGAUUUCUUCCUCCACUACGAUUCGUUCAAGCUUGGGGAUGUGUCCAUCAGCGGUACCUCUUCGGUCUAUCCUUGCACCGAGCUCAAGAAGCGAGCAUGAAAUGAAAUGCUAUGUCUACAUGUGUGUCGUCUCUGCUCAUCAGCUUUCAUGCAAUUUCAAUAAAACCGGGGAUUACGUAUAACAGGGGAACAUUUUUUAUGUACACGUGCGGAUCAGAUAUUAUAUUUCUUCAAUUGCACACAA
This is a messenger RNA of Selaginella moellendorffii, 1744 nucleotides long. RefSeq names its product allene oxide synthase. The transcript has a single exon. The coding region runs from base 143 to 1600 and encodes 485 amino acids. Gene Ontology annotation, biological process: sterol metabolic process. The record is from RefSeq and is a predicted model, not a curated record. Gene Ontology annotation, molecular function: monooxygenase activity; iron ion binding; oxidoreductase activity, acting on paired donors, with incorporation or reduction of molecular oxygen. Lineage: Eukaryota; Viridiplantae; Streptophyta; Lycopodiopsida; Selaginellales; Selaginellaceae.